AGGUCCGUACACACCCACAUUCUGUCGUACUUUCCCUUUUGGCAGCAGCUCAACACGCUCACUGACCUACGCACCCACCCACCGAUCCAUGAAACCCUCCUUGGCCAUCCCCCCUUCCCGAUCGUCAGUGACCGGCUCUCUCACGCCACCCGGCGAGGCUGCCCUCCACGAGGACGACUCAGACCCGCUGACGCAGCAAACCCCCAACGCUGCCAACGCCGUGAAGUCACCUCGAAGUGUUCACUUCUUCGCCCCGGGUAAGGACGGUGAAGAGCAGAAGGAGUCUCGGUACAGCAACGCCCUCAGUCCCAGCGCGUCUUUUAUGUCGACGGAUCACGACGGCGGCGACAUGCUGUCGCACAUCACCACCCCACCGCAGCGGCUGGAGCCGAUCCCGCCGUUCGGCCUCACCCGCGACGACGUGGAAGCCGCCUUUGAAUUUCUCGACGUCAACGGCAGCGGCUUACUGACCAUGGCAAACCUGAAGCAACGUCUCUCCGCCUUUUACCCACAAAUGACGAGUAAGGAGUACAAAUUUCUGGUCGAGGACCCCAGCGGCAAUAACGGCGGCGGCGGUCAGGUCGGCAAUGCGGAGCAGUCCACUUCUACCCAGGCCUUCCCCCCUCUCGUGGGGGCGGACAAGGUGAAGAGCGACAGCGCGCAUUCGCACAACGCUGGCGCCAGUCCACCGCCCCCGAAGACAUUGGCGAACGAGUCUUUCGGAGCCUGCAAUAACGCCGGCGGUGGUGGUGGGCAUGCGGAGACGCCAUUGUCUCCUGCGGAGCUGGCAACAGAGCACAACACGCCUAGCUCGCGCCCGUACGGCAGCCGUGCCGGACUCGACGUGGAUCAGCUCUGGGAUCUCAUUCAGUCCUUUCAGCAACUGCAGCGCAACCUUGGAGGGGGCGGCGGUACGACGGACUGGAUGCACCGGCAGACUUCCGGCGGCGGGUCCCGUCGCCACGUCGGCUCGAAUGGUUUAGGCGCCUCCUACGACGCCACCGCGGCGGCCUCUCUCUUUCACGGUCACGGCGGCAGCAGCGGCGGCAUUGAGAGUGGGUUCGACGCCGUUGCCGAGGCCUUCCGCGUCUACGACCCGCGCAACACGCAUUAUGUCGAUAAGGAGGUGUUGUCACGAAUUAUGGCACAGAUUGGAUUCGGGGAGCUGAGCGAGAAGGACCUGGCGUUGUUGGUGGGCACCGCUGACUUUGACGGCGAUGGGCGUAUUUGCCUGGACGACUUUCGGCGGCUUGUAAGCAUGAAAGGACGUUUUAAAAAGGCGUGA
Leptomonas pyrrhocoris is the source of this 1285-nucleotide messenger RNA. RefSeq lists its product as hypothetical. NCBI's taxonomy places the organism in Eukaryota, Euglenozoa, Kinetoplastea, Trypanosomatida, Trypanosomatidae. The transcript has a single exon. Gene Ontology annotation, molecular function: calcium ion binding. Bases 89 to 1285 code for a protein of 398 amino acids. The record is from RefSeq and is a predicted model, not a curated record.